UUGUUCGUCUGGCUCGUUUGGCCACAAAACAUUGCGCCCACGAUUCCCCUCGCGGACAGCGUCCUUGGGGCAUCAGCCACCUUCUGCAGACUGCAUCCCAAGUUGAAUCAGCUUUGCUCCCAGAGCCGGAACUGCAAGACCGCAACCCACGAAACCUCCCACCAGCUCGACUUGCCACAGCAGGCCCCCGACGCUUGUAACAGCACCAGACUCUCCAGCCUCCGAACAUGGACACGAUAUUUGUGCUGCUGGCGCAUAUGCGUCCUAGCUUCGCCUUCCUCGAGUCUCCGAGCUUCUGGUUCUGGACUUUUCUCAUCCUCUGGGUUCACCGUUAUCUCCGCCUUAUUGUGCACACCUUCAGCCACUGGUUCUACAAGUCCAAACCGAUCCCUGCGAAGCCCACAUUCACUGCCGACGACGUGACUGUCAUCAUCCCGACCAUCCACAAUGUCUUUGAGGAGCUUCGCCCGUCGCUUCAGAGCAUCCUGGCAUGCCAGCCGCACGAGCUGAUUUUGGUCACGACCAGAGACAAGUUCGAGGCCCUUGAGAAGUUCGCCAAAACUCUUCCUUCGAUUCGCAUCCGCGUCUUUUGGACCCCAAUCGCCAACAAGCGGUUGCAAGUAUGCGAGGCUCUCCCUCGCGUCCGAACCGCCAUCACCAUCAUGGCCGACGACGACGUCACAUGGCCCUCGACACUGAUCCCUUGGAUCUUGGCACCGUUUGAGGAUCCUGAGAUCGGAGGUGUCGGCACCUGCCAGCGGGUUCGCCGCGAGCCCGAUGGCGAUUGGCAGACCAAGAUCUUCAAUUGGCUUGGUGCAGCUUACAUCGAGCGCAGAAACUUUGAGAUAUCGGCCACACACAACAUGGACGGCGGCACUUCGUGCAUGUCAGGCCGGACUGGCGCAUAUCGCUCCAAGAUUCUGUCGAGUGAAGCCUUCCUUGAGGGCUUCAAGACAGAGCGCUGGCGCCAGUACAUUCUCAACGCGGACGACGACAACUUUGUCACCCGAUGGCUCGUCAGCCACCAGUGGAAGACCUGGAUCCAGUACGAGCCCGAGUGCGAGAUCGAGACGACCCUGGAGAAUGGUGUCAAGUUCCUGUAUCAGUGCUCCCGCUGGGCUCGCAGCAAUUGGCGCAGCAACUGGACAAGCCUUGUCCGUGAGCGAUACGUGAUUCGUCAGCAGCCCUGGUGCACUUACGCGCUCCACAUCGCUACCUUCACCUCACUGGCUUUUCUCGUCGACCCGCUUCUCUUGGCAACCCUGUGGUGGGGCACCGAGGGCUGGGAGACGGAGACUCGUCAGCGCUUGUUUUGGGCCCAGGUUGUCUUCAUGUUCGCCUACACAAAGGUCAUCAAGCUCAUUGGCCUAUUCCGGCGCAACCCGAGUGAUAUCGUCUACCUGCCAAUUUCCAUUGUGUUUGGUUGGUUCCACGGCCUGAUCAAGCUGUGGGCGCUCUUCACCUUGAACAUGACGUCGUGGGGUAGCCGUCCCGAUGGCGACGUGAAUGAUGCACUACGCAUGUCGCCCCGCCCCGGACGCAGCGACAGCAUCACCACCCCUCUGCCGCGUUUCGAGGACUCCGACCGCAUGAUCGGUUUCCGGAUGCGCAAUACUCAGACCGUCCUGGCGGAAAAGCCAGACUUGCUCACCAACGACAUGCCGCAGAUUGCGACUGUCGCCGGCCUACCAUGAUCGACAGGCAACAAGGACCACCCAGCUGCCGCCUAUCAUUUCAGGACGGCCAUUGUCUUUAGCGACGAUAGCUCAGCCGCGCACCGGU
Microdochium trichocladiopsis is the source of this 1782-nucleotide messenger RNA. RefSeq names its product polysaccharide synthase. Bases 228 to 1694 code for a protein of 488 amino acids. The record is from RefSeq and is a predicted model, not a curated record. The transcript is spliced from 4 exons. NCBI's taxonomy places the organism in Eukaryota, Fungi, Ascomycota, Sordariomycetes, Xylariales, Microdochiaceae.